Molecule: messenger RNA, 342 nt
Organism: Macrosiphum euphorbiae (potato aphid)
Lineage: Eukaryota; Metazoa; Arthropoda; Insecta; Hemiptera; Aphididae
Source: the annotation of a GenBank genome assembly
AUGUCUACUUGGAAAAACGAAACUAACACUAACGCUAAUCGGCAACCCGAUAAAAAUAAAACAACUAUAUCCAGACGAUCACAAGGUUUAAAGUUUAAUCCUCACUGUUUCUACACACGACCAUCGAGAACAAGGAUCAUAAUUCAAACGAAGACUACUCUAUGGUUAAAAAAAAAUCUCUCUUCACAAGUCGAAACUUCAAGAGCCCCGUACUACGCUAUUGCAAACAAUUAUGAAGCAAUAUUUUCCAUUUCAGGUAGACUAAACUAUCAUCAACGAAACGAAAUACGAAACAAAAUAACGUUAGCUCCAAUGAUGCAAUUUCAAACCCAUCCGUCAUAA